AGCUCCAAGCCAACCUGCAUACCAUUCUCCCAGAACUCAUCAGCUCCUACCCGAUCACAUAGAAAGAAUAGAUUCCACUACAAGAGGUGCUUUGGUACAUAUACGCUUUGCUUAUCACGAGUUAGUAACGCUGACACGCCCCUCCUAUUCCCCCGGCUUCUGAUUUAUCCCAGUUGAAGGGCGGACUGGCACAAGUACCUAUCAGGUGGUCUACGAAAGAUGACGACCUUUGCCCCCAUAUCGUUCGUGGCGCCCAUGCCCCAAGCGCCCAAGCAUCAUGUGUCGGCCUCCAAGCACAAGAGCCUGGCUCCAGCAGCCUCUGGUGUGGAGGCUGCCAACAUUCCCAAUCCUGAACAGUUGAUCACCUACGUGUUUCCAGACUUCAACGCAGCAAACUACUUCCAGAAGGAGUUUGUCAGCUCCAACGAGUUUUUCAUCAUGGAGGAGUCGCAGGUCUCGGGAUUCGACCUUUAUCUUGUCGAACAAUGGGUGAAUGCCCGCAAAAUCGGCUCGGUGGUGGCAACCUACACCGGAGACAUCAGCUCCUCCAUUUCAGUCAUCAAAUUUACCAUCAUCAAGAAACAAUCAAAGUACUACCCCAUUCGCCUACAAGAAUAUUUAAACGAAUUGAUGACCAACCAUGCCAAGAUCAAGAAAAUGGACGAGCGUUUGCCCCAAAGAAAUAGUGCUUCCCAGAGUAAUUUGGCGUCCAUUUCUUCGGUGACCCCGUCAACCCUCCCAGAACCUUCCCUCUCCUCCUCCCACAGAGGCCAACCGGACGAAGUCUGUUUUGUCACCAACCUUGCAUCCUUACCAUCAAACUUGAACCUCAUUCCUAUCAUAAAAGGCGAUUCAAGAAGCAUUCAAGACGAUUUCAUUAUCAAUUCAAACCUCAAAAAAUUACAAUGCUGUGGUAGAUCUUUGUAUUUGACUACCAAUAAAAUAUCGGAUGCAAAUGAGGACAAAUUCAGACACAUGUAUAAAGUGGAAAGUGAUAACAUUCCAAUCAAAUUUGCCAUCAGAGAGCUCGUCAAUGUGAUACAAACUUGCUUAUUCUAUUUCGAUUUGCUCGACGCGAAAUAUUGUGAUGGAUUGUUGUGCAACAAGACAGAAGAGGCUAUCCUUAAUUGGUGGAACUUAAUAGGCUUGCCUCAUUUCAACGUCAAGCCAAAUCCCAAGAAUGGAAUCUUGCCUUCAAGAAGUGUCGCAGCUAUUAUUAGUUUGACCAUAAGUGUUAAAUUAAGAUUGCAACUUGUCGGAGGUUGCGACGUUCCAAAGGACCCCUUUGAUUUCGAAAACUUUAUGUUGUCAAUUGGUCAGUUCCAAAGGCAGUAUAAAUUGGAGAAGAGACGCAAAUUGGAUCUUGAAACUUUAAACAAGUUAUUCUCAGUGACAAAUACCAGACUCUUGCCUGAGAAGUAUAGAAAUUACAUUGGAACCUCAAACAUAGAUAACUUUGAAGACCAGGAUACCCAAUUCUCGGGAAAUACACUAAGUCCAACUUCUCAAAGAAAGGGUAAGAAUUAUUAUAGUAUGGAGCUUAAGAAGUUGACUAAUGUUGUCAAAAACACUGUUCAAGAUAUACAAGCGGCAUCCAGAGAUAAUGACGACAUGCCCAAUGGUAAAUCCUCUGGUGGAAGAAUUAGGAGUAAAAUUGCAAAGUUGGCAGACAACAUAAGUCCAAUCGAUGUCGAGACACUCGAUCUAGAAUUGUUGGUUAAGCAUUAUCUCACAGGGAAAACCUUGACUAGGCUCUUUUACGGUUUGAAUGAUUCAUUCACAAAUCAAAAGGUAAAUGGUAAUUUUCUGAGAGGGACUGAAUCCGGUGACAAAGAGUAUGGCCACAAUCAAUACUCAAAACGUUUAAAGCCCCAUAGCCAUCAUCACAGACACAGGCAGUACUCUGCAAACUCGUCAGCAAAGCAAUACAAGUUCACAAGUUUAAAAGAUAAAAUAACUUCUACUCAGAAGUCGAUGAUAUCUGGUGGUUCAUCGUCAGAUCUUUCCAAAUACUCGAGGGGUUUCAACAAAAUGAAAAUAGGUCUCUCUAAUAGGAAGAUCUUGGGAUCUAAUGGAAAGCGUAAUGGAAGCGAUGAUGAUUCUAAUCCCAUGCCAUUUGCUAUUGACAACAACCACAGGUUUGACGACAGAUCUCCCAUAAACCAUGACAUGAUGUUAAAUUCUUCGAUUCUCGACUCCUCCCUACAGAUUCCAGCAGAAAUUAAUAAUGUGGAUGGUAAAAGUGUGAUUUCUCGAGCUUCAAGCAAUAAAAACACAUUUACACCAUUGGAAAAACUUCACCAUCGUUUGAAUCGGAGAAACUCUUACCCGAACUUAAUUCCUAAGGAAACGAAUCUUAAUAUUCUUGAAUUUUCAAAGAAAGAACGAGGUGUCAAUCAACAGGAUGUACUGAUGCCUAUGAGAUUCAGGAGUGCAAGUCUAUCAAAAAUUGAGAUUCCUGUGUCUCAAAUUGAACAAGGUGAUCCGGUAUCUAUCGAGAAGUUCAGCCAUAGAUAUAUUUCAGGUGUUGAUGAAUUAAUCAAGUACGAAAAUCUACUUAGCUACUACGAAUCUGACAAUUCCAGCAAUCCUUCGAGUUCUCUUGCAAAUACGGACACGAUACCAACGGAUAUAGUAACAACUUCUAAGGUGAAGAAGAAGUACAAUUACUUAAACCUAGAGCUUAUUAAAUUGAGGAAUAUUUAUCAACAGAUGCACUCUUCAAAAUCAAAAAUAGUCGAUGAAGAUUUGAUGAAUGACCUCAAAUAUAAUAUUGAAGAUUUGAAAGGAACUGUUGACAGACUAGUUUAUGAAACUAGAAUCGUCAACAAGAGAAUCAACGAAUUGGACGAAAGCUGCAAGGUAUUAGACAUCAAGUUAAAUGACCAAUGCAAAUCCAAAUUAAGUGAUUUAAUUAGCAACUUGAUAAAUCUGAGGAAGUUCAAUGAAGUGUUCAAAAAUGAUGCCGAGAAAAAGGAUAUUAUGAAAAAAUUGAUUGGCAAUAAUGAGAACGCGUUUGAAACUACCAACACCAACACAAAUGACAACAUUUUGAAAGUCAUUAUAACUUUCAUUUAUGAGAUGGUUUUAUUUAUCUUCCAUCUUUUUAAAUUUGACGGCACCAAUAUGAACCUAGACAGAAUCAGGCAAUCUUGGGUCAAACUUGAUCCUAAUAGAAAAAUCAUAAAUCGUGCAUACUCCUAUGUCGGUAGGGAGCCCUCUAGAUCUAGUGUGACAUCAAUCGAAUUGGGAGAUUGAGUCCCGGCGACUCUAAAUUAAACUCAGACAGCUUGUUACCAAAUGUCUCUAAUGCUAAUUGCUGAACUUCCAUUCCUCGCUUAACACAUUAUUUAAUACUUUAAUCAAUGCAUUCACUUCAU
Molecule: messenger RNA, 3380 nt
Organism: Suhomyces tanzawaensis NRRL Y-17324
Lineage: Eukaryota; Fungi; Ascomycota; Pichiomycetes; Serinales; Debaryomycetaceae
Exons: 1
Coding region: 220-3258 (1012 amino acids)
Cellular component (GO): Sin3-type complex
Source: RefSeq, a predicted model, not a curated record